Molecule: messenger RNA, 4461 nt
Organism: Betta splendens (Siamese fighting fish)
Lineage: Eukaryota; Metazoa; Chordata; Actinopteri; Anabantiformes; Osphronemidae
Gene: igfn1.4
Product: immunoglobulin like and fibronectin type III domain containing 1, tandem duplicate 4
Exons: 22
Coding region: 558-4250 (1230 amino acids)
Molecular function (GO): protein binding
Source: RefSeq, a predicted model, not a curated record
AUUCUGCAGCAACAUGGACAGAUCAACAAAGGUUGACAAAAAAUAUUGUAGCUGAGGAAUACAGGCUGUGGAAAACAAGUUACGUAAGAACUCAACAAUAAAACUAGCGAAACUGCUGAGCUGCACAUCAAGGCUGAAAAAUAUAGAAUUAGAAGGUGACGCUUGAUCCGUCUCCGAUCUGCUGAUGCGCUUCCAUUGCUUUUAACAUGUGCUUUACCAGGUUCUGACGUGGAGACUUACAAUAGUAAGGAAGGUAGGACUAGUGUACAGUAGUGUGCUGUGUUCUUUCACUCUACUGCUCACUGUAAGCAUCUGAUUUUUUAAUACGCUGUAUGACUGCAUUAACAUCAACAAUGACUCCUCAUGAAGGUUGAAAAAUACUGAUGAGCACAGGUAUCAGACAUUUGACACCAGCGUCAUGUCCUGGACACCAGAGACUUUUUGCUGUGGUUCCAAAUGAUAAUGACAAUUAACUGAUUAACAUAAACGUUCUGAUGUGUAUUAGAAUGUUUCGUCAGGAUUUCAGCUGAUGAUAUAAUUGCAGUGUGACCAGCAUCAUGCUCUUCUUCAUCGUCCUCCGUCUUCCCUCCUUUAAAAAGCCGCAUGUGCUGUUACUGACAUCUAAUUUUCCGACGCUGUCAGUGGGGAUCAAGAAAAAAUCUAAGGUCCCUGGGGUGAUGAUUACACAGUUUGUGGAGACACUGCCGGAGGGAAUGAGCCAUCCUGACUUCACCCGCAAACCGAUAGCUUUGACCAUCCAAGAGGGCAAAUUUGCUUUUUUCAAAGCCAUUGUCACUGGAGAGCCAAAGCCCAGUGUAACAUGGAGCAGAAACAACGGGGACGUGUCAGAUGCAUCAAGAUAUCAGACCAGAUACGAUGCCAAUUCAAAUGAACAUACAUUUGAGAUGCCGAACGUCAGGCCUGAUCAGGCUGACACCUAUAAGUGCUUUGCCACUAAUGAAUAUGGACAAGCCAUGGUCACAGUAGUUCUGAAUGUUAUCGAAGUUGGUUUCAAGAAAACAAAAGCUCAGCAACAAGCAGAAGCCACAGAUGGAAAAUUUACAACGGUAUUAAAGAGAAGAAGCAAGGUCCGUCCCAAAUCGGAUCAAACUCAGAAAAAAGAGGGGGAAAUAGAUCCCAAGUUUUGGGAACUCUUACUCAGUGCUGACAAGAAGGACUAUGAGAAGAUCUGUGCAGAGUUCGGAGUCACUGACUUUCGCUGGAUGCUCAAAAAACUGAAUGAAAUGAAGGAAGAACGAGAAAAAGAACAAGCUGAGUUCGUGCGGAGCAUUUCCAACUUGAGACCUAUUCAGGUUAAUGCAGAUGGUACUGCAUCCUUUGAGAUCGACUUGGACCUGCUUGAACAAAGCCGAUCAAUCUACCUUUAUAAGGAUGGUGAAAUGAUCCCAUAUACAAAGGAGCUGGGAGAUAAAAUGAAGCACAGCCUUAAACAAGUAGGGAAAAAGUACAUCUUCAGUAUAAGGGACCUCAUGCCGGACGAUGCUGGACUGUACCAGCUGGAUGUAGAGGACGUUAAUAUGUUUUCCACUGAUUUCAAAAUUCCCACAGUGGAAUUCCUGGUGAAAAUUCAGGAAGUGAAGGCAAAGGAGAGAGAAGAUGCUGUUUUCGAGUGUGUCCUGUCCAACCCUUUCUCCAAGAUUUUGUGGUUUGGCAAGAAUGUGCCACUUGAACAAGGAGAUAAAUACGACAUUGAGGUUUCAGAAGACAAGCUAAUUCACAGACUGGUGGUCAAAGACUGUAUGGCUGUGGACAAAGGGAUUUACUCUGCCUGUGCGGGGAUAAAGUCCUGCAACGCAUGGCUAAUCGUUGAAGCUGAUAAAGAAGUGCAAACGGGGAAAAAAACAGCAAGGAAAACAACAAGGGCAGGAGGAUCAGGAAUGGACCUGCACAAGGUUGCCCAGGAGCAACACACCAAAUUAGAGAAGGAGAGGGAGGAGAGGAAUGAACAGAUUAAAGCUGCUAAAGAAGCACCUCUGGUCGAGGCCCCUCAAGCUCCUGCAUCCAAUAAGGUUCCAGCUAAGACUGACCCUGAGGCCCCGAAAGACCCUCAACCAAGAGUGUCAAACAAACCAGCAGCAGUGGCUACGAGUCAACUAGCUGUUGAAAUCAUGAGCAAUGGUCACUCAGCUGAGCUGGACAACACUGGUGAAGAAGAAGCAAAAGGGCCUGGAAUCACCGCUGGACUUUCUGAUGUUUAUGCUCUUUAUGGAAAGUCAGCUGAAUUAACUGUGGAGACGAACAUAGACUCUGAAGGUACCUGGUUCAAAGAUGGAGAAGAGAUGAAGUCAGGUUUUGGAGUCAUCUUAACCAAACAAGGAACUUCCCACAAGCUGACAAUCCAAAACUGCAGCAGCGCCGACUCUGGACUUUAUCGUUUUGUGACAGGGGAACACAGCACACAGGGGAAGAUCAUUGUUGGAGAUGUGCCUGAAUUUAACCCCGACGACCUUCACAAGUUCUCAAAGCCUGUGACGGUCAGAGUGGGCCAGAACGCUGCUUUUAAGAUGCCCUUCAGUCCUCAAGACUCUUUGGUGGUCACCUGGUUCAAAGACGGCGCAGAGAUCAAAGAUGGAGGCGGCGUGAAAAUCGUACGGGAGCCCGGUCACAGCCGGCUGCUGCUCAGAGACUGCCUGCGGACAGACACCGGGGAAAUAAAGCUCCAACUCAAAAGCCCGUUCGGGGCUGUGGAGGCUACAACUCAGCUUAUUGUGCUUGAUCGACCAGGUCCACCUGAGGGUCCGGUGCAGACUGUGGAAACCACUUCAUCUAUAAUUGAGAUCAAAUGGAAGCCUCCCAAAGACGACGGCGGAUCUGCUGUCUCCAACUACAUCGUGGAGCGCCAGCAGACAGGACAAAGCCUCUGGACAAAACCUGGGGACGUCUCUGCUGACCGGACCUCCUUCAGAGACAGGAAUGUGACUCACGGAAAGAAAUACAACUAUCGCAUCUACGCCGUAAACCCAGAGGGCAUCAGCGACGCCUUGGAGACAGCCGACAGCAUCAUGGCUGGAAUAAUGAUCCUUUCCGGGCCACCUGGGGCCCCUCAAGUUGUUAGUACAUCUAAGAGCUGCAUCAAAUUAAAGUGGACGGCCCCAGAGGACGACAGAGGCGUGACCAUCGUCGGCUAUCAAGUCGAGAAACGCAAGAAGGACACAAGCCACUGGAUCGCUCUGAAUGCGCUAAAUGAACCCAUUAAAGAUGUGAAAUAUGCAGUUAAAGAAGUCACUGAGGGAGCAGAGUACGAGUUCAGGGUUUCAGCUAUAAAUGAGUCGGGUUCAGGAGAUCCAAGCCCUCCCUCUGUCAUAGUGUGUGCAAAGAAUCCCAACAUGAGACCUUGUUUUAAAGACCCAGAGGACUUCAUUGUUGUCAGAGCAGGAAAUUCUGCUCGUGUGAAGAUUUUCCAUGAGGCUGAACCUCCAGCUCAGAUCACUUGGCUGAAGGACGGUGAGCCAGUAUCAGCGUGGAUUAACAUCAUUAACACCGAGGGAUUGUCUCAGCUCAUUAUUCCCUCAUCAAAGCGAUCAGAUUCAGCCGUCUACACUAUCAAAGCCAAAAACUCAGUGGGCGAGGCUUCCUUUGACGUGGACGUCCGAGUCACAGAUGAACCCGAGGCCCCGGGUCCAGUGGAGCUACAGCAGACAGUCCACAGCAAAGUGGUGAUAUCGUGGGCUCCAUCUGCUGACGAGGAGCUCGACGACCGCCUGUACUACAGGGUGUCUCAAUACGACUCCAGCACCAGGGUGUGGAAGACCAUCGCUGACCGGCUCUUCACCAACACCUACACCGCCAACAACAUCCUGUCUGGGAUACAGUACCAGUUUCGCGUAUAUGCCAGAAACGACGUGGGCAUCUCAGACCCGUCUCAGUCACCUUCAUGGGGCAGUAACAGCAGCAGAGUCCCCACAGCUUCAAACAGAGUUCAGGCGUCAGCUCUGUGCUUGGAGAGACCUCCGUCCAUCUUGGUGCCUCUGAAGAUGCACACGCCACCAAAAGGCUACCAGCAUCUCAUGACGUGUGCCAUCCGAGGGUGCCCGACGCCCACGGUGUCCUGGUACCUGAACGACGUCUGCAUCAGCUCGGACAGCAACUAUUACAUCACCAACUUGUUUGGCGUGUGCUCCCUGUACAUUCUCAGAGUCCAACCAAAGGACAGUGGUGAAUAUAAGGUGGUUGCAGUCAACUCGUUCGGCCAAGCAGAGUGUUCUACUAAGAUUAUUGUUAAAGAUUAAAAGGCUACGCACUUCCUCCUCUUACCAAGAGUACUUUUGAAAAAAGUACCCGAAGUACAUUAGUUUACAAGAAAGUACCUAAGGCAUAUGAUGCAAACUACUAAAUUAACCUCAACAUUAUUAAUGCAGCUGAGUUUAGUACAUAAAGUGACAGAAACAACUGUUACUGUAAAUGGUCAAGCUUUGUGACAUGCAAUAAAUACAUGUACUG